UCAUGACCUGAGCUGAAAUUAAGACUUGGAUGCUUAACUGACUGAGUCACCCAUGUGCUGCUACUGUGUUCUGUUUCUUGAUUUCAUUCUUAAUUUUUUUUAAAGAAUAAAGUUUUGGUAAAGGAAUUAGAAAUGUUCUAAUUACCAUCUACAUAAUUAGUACUCAGGGCUUAGGUGGGGAACUCAAUAGUUCUUAGUCUAGUAAGAUGUCUUUCCAAGAGAAACUUUUUACAGUUCUUGGGACUGAUUAAAGUACUGAAAUUAUGUUUUGCAUCUACAAUUGAGGAGUCAGUGAGAAAAUGGGUAGGAGAAAAAUAGGGAGUCUCCAACAGUAGUAAUAAUGAGCAGAUCUUGUUACCCUACGUACCUAAUUAUCUUUACUUUCUUAGUUUGUAAACAUGGGUCUUUCUCUAUGGUAGAACUGAAAUUGGUAUGUAUGUAUGUAUGUAUUUAUUUUGAGAGACACAGAGACCGUGUGAGUGGGGGAGGGGCGGAGAGAGGGAGAGAGAGAAUCUCAAGCAGGCUCAGCACUGUCAGUGUAGAGCCUGAAGCAGGGCUCAAACUCAUGAAACCACAAGAUCAUGACCUGAGCUGAAACUGAGAGUCGGACACUUAACCAACUGAAUCACCCAGGCACCCCUGAAGUGGGGUUUUUUGUUGUUGCUUUUAAUGUUUAUUUAGUUUCAGAGAAAGAGAGCGCGAGGGGGGAGGGGCAGAGAGAGAGGGAGACAGAAUCCGAAGCAGGCUUCAGGCUCUGAGCUGUCAGCAUAGGUGUGGGACUUGAACUCACAAACCGUGAGAUCGUGACCUGUGCCAAAGUUAAGACUCUCGAGCCACCCAGGUGCACUAAAGUGAAACAUGUUUUAUGCUUGUCUCUUAUUUCUGUGUCCCUUUCAAUUUUUCAGUGUUCCUUCAGGUUAAGUAUAGAGCUGUUUGUCUUUCUGUCUGUCUCUUUCUUCCAUCCCUCCCCCCUCCCUCCCUCUCUCUAUCCAUUCCUUCCUUCCAGAUAGGAAGAAGAAAGCCAGUAGUACAUAUAAAAAGUUGUGAAAGUGAUGGAGGUGCAUGUCCAACAUCUGUAUAUCAGUUUAAUGGUCUGUGAUUGUUUUUGCUCCCUGGUUUCUUUUUAUUAUCCUUAGAAUUAAAAUGAGAAAAGGAUUGCUCCUUGGCUAUUUAACUCUUUAUAGCAACCAGAAAGUAGCACAAAUGUAAUUGGAGCAAGUGUAGAAUGAACAAAUGAAUCUGAAAACUGCAUUAUGGCAGAUUCAAUGUGGAGAGUAGCUUUAGUAAUUUUCUGCCUACAAAAAACUUGCUAAUAAUAGAUAUAUACCAAACUAACUUAAUAAUUUAAAUAAAAAUGUGUUUAUUUUGAGGGAGAAAGCAGAGGCAGGGAGAGAAGGAGAGAGAGAAUCCCAAGCAAGCUUGGUGCUGUCAGUGCAGAGUCCAACGCACGGCUCAAACUCAUGAACUGUGAAAUCAUAAUAGCCAAAAUCCAGAGUCAGACACUUAACUGACUGAGUCACCCAGGCCUCCCAAAAUAACUUAAUAAAUUGGAGUAAUUUCACCCAUCUAAUAAGAUUCUUUUAAAAAGUUUAUGUAAAUAAGGAAAAAUGUAUAGUCAGUCAUGUUAGUCUCAAAUGUGCAUUACAAAAGGGAGAUAGGUUAAAGUAAGUAACUUUAAAAGGAUUUUUAAUUUUAACACCUAACACUAUUAUGGUUUCUGUGAAAAUAAUAAACUACUGAUGGCAGUGUACAUUUUUAUCUUGGGUAUGACUUUAACUGUUGCAUUGAAUGCAUAAGAAUGCUUUAUAUUCUUUAUUCAGUACUGCAGACUCAGUUCUAGCAGUUUAUUCAAAAGAAAUGAUUCAAAAGUAAAAAAGGUAGGUGGAAAAUAUUUACUGUAGUUUUAUUUUUAUUUUAAUAACAGAAGAUUUGAUAUAUCUAAGACAAAAUCUGGAGUCUUUGGUCCUUUCCUAGGGAAUGGCAGAUUUGGACUGAGUGGUGUCAGGCUCAGUCCGGUUGCUCUCCUGACCGGAGCCAUAAACUCGGAAGCUAUGGAGGCCAUGUCCUGCCAAGUGUAGAAGGAAGUAAACAAAGCCUGGGAGAGGAGCCACUGGAAGUGGGGAAAUGGUCUGUACAAUAUGUCAAGAAGAGUAUUCAGAAGCUCCCAAUGAAAUGGUUAUAUGUGAUAAAUGUGGCCAAGGAUAUCAUCAGUUGUGUCACACACCUCAUAUUGAUUCCAGUGUGAUUGAUUCAGAUGAAAAAUGGCUCUGUCGACAGUGUGUUUUUGCAACAACAACAAAGAGGGGUGGUGCGCUUAAGAAAGGACCAAAUGCCAAAGCAUUGCAAGUCAUGAAGCAGACAUUACCCUACAGUGUGGCAGACCUUGAAUGGGAUGCAGGUCAUAAGACCAAUGUCCAACAAUGUUAUUGCUACUGUGGAGGCCCUGGAGACUGGUAUUUAAAGAUGCUACAAUGCUGCAAAUGUAAGCAGUGGUUUCAUGAGGCUUGUGUGCAAUGCCUUCAAAAGCCAAUGCUAUUUGGAGACAGGUUUUAUACGUUUAUUUGCUCUGUCUGCAGUUCUGGACCAGAAUACCUCAAACGUCUACCAUUACAGUGGGUAGAUAUAGCACACCUAUGCCUUUACAACCUAAGUGUUAUUCACAAGAAGAAAUACUUUGAUUCUGAACUUGAGCUCAUGACAUAUAUUAAUGAAAACUGGGAUAGAUUGCAUCCUGGAGAGCUGGCAGACACACCAAAAUCUGAAAGAUAUGAGCAUGUUCUGGAGGCAUUAAAUGACUACAAGACCAUGUUUAUGUCUGGGAAAGAAAUAAAGAAGAAGAAGCAUUUGUUUGGGUUGCGAAUUCGUGUUCCUCCUGUGCCACCAAAUGUGGCUUUCAAAGCAGAGAAAGAACCUGAAGGAACAUCCCAUGAAUUUAAAAUUAAAGGCAGAAAGGCAUCCAAACCUAUAUCUGAUUCAAGGGAAGUAAGCAAUGGCAUAGAAAAAAAAGGAAAGAAAAAAUCAGUAGGUCGUCCACCUGGCCCAUAUACAAGAAAAAUGAUUCAGAAAACUGCUGAGCCACCUUUGGAUAAGGAAUCAAUUUCAGAGAAUCCUACCUUGGAUUUACCUUGUUCUAUAGGGAGAACUGAGGGAACUGCACAUUCAUCCAAUACCUCAGAUGUGGAUUUCACGGGUGCUUCCAGUACAAAAGAAACUACCUCGUCUAGCAUUUCCAGGCAUUAUGGAUUAUCUGACUCCAGAAAAAGAACUCGUACAGGAAGAUCUUGGCCUGCUGCAAUACCACAUUUACGGAGAAGAAGGGGUCGUCUUCCAAGAAGAGCACUCCAGACUCAGAACUCAGAAAUUGUAAAAGAUGAUGAAGGCAAAGAAGAUUACCAAUUUGAUGAACUCAACACAGAGAUUUUGAAUAACUUAGCAGAUCAGGAGUUGCAACUCAAUCAUCUAAAAAACUCCAUUACCAGUUAUUUUGGUGCUGCAGGUAGAAUAGCAUGUGGUGAAAAAUACCGAGUACUGGCUCGUCGGGUGACACUUGAUGGAAAGGUGCAGUAUCUUGUGGAAUGGGAAGGAGCAACUGCAUCCUGACUGUAGGACUGAACAUUAUGUUCACUGCACUCUCAUUCUCUGUAGGUACAGUUCAAAGUCCUAAAGGAGUCUGGCUUUUACUAUCUUUCUUAAAAAAAAAAAAAAAAAAAGUCAAAAAAAUUCACAAAAGGAGAUGAUACUAGCCUUAACAUGUACCUGUCAAUGUUAUGGAUAUUGUCAUAAAAAAGAUAUCUUUUAAAAAUCAGAACAGAGACUUAAUUUUUUAAAUCUUAAGAUUUGUAGAAUGUUUCUAGGAUAGGAUAUUAAAAAUGAUUCAAAUCCAUGCAUGGUGUUAGAUAAUUUUUCUAAUUAUUCCAUUGAGUCAGUUUUUGUGAUUAGUGGUUAUCAGAUCAAACAGAUCAUGUAGAUAGAUAGCACAAGUAUAUGGAGAAACGUUGUCUGUUUUGUUACCAAAAUGUUGGAAAAAAUUUAUUUCAAUACCUUUCAGAUUUCAUAAAGUGCAGUGUAUAUAAUGCCUACUAAAAGACUGUAAAAUAUUGAAAUUUUCUUUCACGCAAAGUGUAAAAAAAUAUAUUGAGCCUGUAAAUUGCUCUGUGACUAGACUUCAUUGUCGUCUUAAUAUAUUCUUUGCAUGUGCAUAUAUGUACACAUGUGUGUAUAUAUAUGUGUGUGAUUAUGUGACCUAUGCAAUACAAAUUAUGGGAAUGGGCAGCUUUGGAGUAUAUAUCCCAUAAUUCUUUUUUCAGGAAUAGUUGCAGUAUUUACACAGCAGCAUUUCUUCUCAGGCUUUUAUUGGGUGCUGUUGCUUGCUAUGUAUGAAGAGAAAUGUGUCAAACAAGUUUAAAGUUUAGUGUGUUCUGAAGAAGGGUGUGAACAACAGUGUUCAUGGGCUUUUAGAAUGCUUUUCACUUUCAGUCCUUGUAACUCAGCUGUUCAGUACCUAAAACCAAUUCAAAUAAUAUGAACAUUAUCUCCUACUAGAAGUAACAUUUUCAAGUUUUCAUGGCACAUUAUGAUUGUAAAUGUCUCUCAGUUUUAACAGUAAGUCUAUAGGAGUCCCGUGAAGAUUCCUGAAAUGUCUGUAGUAACUGUUAGUCAUGUUGAAUAAGUGUAGUAUGAACAAAGUAUUUUAUUGCACAGGGUUAACAAACAGUAUGUUGCCUGACAAGGCUACUGCUGUUUUAUUACAACAUUACCUCUUGUUUUUAUAAAAUGUACCAAGAUUUAAAUUGAUAACUUUAUUUUACAUGUAAAAAAACAGUUUCUUUUAUCACCAGUGUUAGAGUUGUCUUCUGUUUCUUUUUGUUUUGUUUUGUUUGUUUGUUUUCUUUUUUAGCCAAAGAGUAAACAGAAGAAUAUUCUUAUUUUGGUGGCUGUUCAUUUUACUCUUAAAAGUGAUUGGUGGAUUUUAGCCUAAAAAUUGGGGAAUUUGCCGCCAAAAUGAAAAAUAUGUAAAGUGUAGUGGUUACAGAGCGGUAAAAAUGUGGGUUAGUACUUAUUUAUUCCAUUGAUUGAUUAUUUGACUGUUUAUAAAGAAAGUUGCUUUAUUUCUUUAAACAUCUUCAAAAGAUGACCUUUUCUUGUCACAUUAUAGCCAAAAGAAGCAGAGAACUUCGUUGUCCUGCAUUUGGUUCCUGGUUGGCCAGGUAUAAAUGAGCUUUACAAAAGUGCAAAUUAAAAACUGUCACUUCUGUUUACCUCCACCAAAACUUGAUUUUCCCCUAGCUAUUAAUUUAAAGUUGCCUUUCCUGCAGCUGCAAUAUUUUGAAUAACACACAGAGUUUGUGUUGAUUUUGAAUGUUUGUUUAUAUCUAGGGGUAAUGGAAAAUGUAAAUCCCGUGUAACCUUAUUCACUCCACCUGUAUCAUAUUAUUUCAUUUUCCCCAAAGUCCUUUAAUUCUAACUGAACACCAGCAGUAUUUUUAGUAACUCUUUCUUUAGUAUACAUGGAAGAUGAUUUAUUAAGCUGAACUGUCUUUAGACGUAAUUAUUGUGAAUGUCUGUUUUAUUUUAUCAUGGUGGUUCACAUGGCUCUGAUGUUCAGUUUGUAUUUUUGGAAUUGCUUUACUUAGAAUUAAAACAGACCAACAUUAAAUGUGUGUAUUUUUUAAAGA
Molecule: messenger RNA, 5675 nt
Organism: Panthera uncia (snow leopard)
Lineage: Eukaryota; Metazoa; Chordata; Mammalia; Carnivora; Felidae
Gene: MTF2
Product: metal response element binding transcription factor 2
Exons: 13
Coding region: 2125-3600 (491 amino acids)
Biological process (GO): regulation of DNA-templated transcription; chromatin organization
Cellular component (GO): nucleus
Molecular function (GO): chromatin binding; DNA binding
Source: RefSeq, a predicted model, not a curated record